UUUUCGUCGUCUCCGUACUACACGCGCGCACCAACUUACGCUCACGCCACACUUCCUUCUCCCUUCCCCCUCUUUCUCUCUCUUGCGUUAACAAAAUCCCAAAAAACACACACCACAUCAACACCUGAAAAGGAAGGGUGAGGUGUGUGUUUCUGUGUGGAAUCGCAAGAGCACGUACUUGAAGAGAGUGCACAUCAAUGGAGAUAGCUCAGGUCGGUGUCAGGACUCGAGCUCGACCAGCAUUAUCCAUGGAAGCUGACAGUUCAGCUGCACGAACACCGAAGAGAAGGAGGGUUAACAAAAGUAAGCAAGAGCCAAAAAUCUCAACACCCGCCAAGAGUCCGAGAAGGAGUUCUUCCGUCGUCAAACCAGAGACGGAGACGGCGGAACGCUGCCUCAGCCCUACCUCCGAUGAAAUUCCGGCGUCUUGCUGUUCCAGCAACGGAUCCGUUGAACUCGAUGAGGAGAGGAUCAAACUGUUAGAUCUGGAGGUGGAGAGCGCGCAGGUUGAAAUGUCGACGUGCAAUGGCGGUGAAGAAAUUGAGAGGAAAGAAAUGAGCCAUUCGAGCGAGCUUCGAGAAAAUUCGCAGGAGCUGGAUUCAAUGGAGACCGAUUCUCGCCUUCCCAUAACAACGGCGCAAAAUAUGCCUUCUGAGUUGGAGCUAGAAGAAUUCUUUGCUACCGCCGAGAAAGACAUUCACAAACGGUUUCAAGACAAGUAUAAUUAUGAUAUUGUGAAGGACGUGCCAUUGGAAGGUCGUUACGAGUGGGUUCAGUUGAAGCCAUGAAAAUGUGAAACCUGCUUUGGCUCUUCUUUAUCUCUCCACCGAUGAAAAAAGACACCCAUCGAUUUGAACAUGCCAUUUUGUUGACUUUAUUCUUAAGUUUAGUUUAGGUAUUUUAUUUCAAUCUUAUCUUUUACGCCAGCCAAGACUCUUUUAUCUGGUGUACAGCUUUUAUAUUUCGUGUGGUUAAGGUGAACAGGAAUUUAGCUUCGUUUGUUCUUUGUACGGGUUAUACGGAGAAGAAACUUAAAGCUUCUUGUGCAGAAUUCUGUAAAUUCCCUUGGAAGAACAAACGAUUCCAUUACAGUUUUAU
Messenger RNA from Abrus precatorius (Indian licorice), 1098 nucleotides. Its product is annotated as cyclin-dependent kinase inhibitor 7-like. Bases 198 to 788 code for a protein of 196 amino acids. NCBI's taxonomy places the organism in Eukaryota, Viridiplantae, Streptophyta, Magnoliopsida, Fabales, Fabaceae. Gene Ontology annotation, molecular function: cyclin-dependent protein serine/threonine kinase inhibitor activity. The transcript is spliced from 4 exons. The record is from RefSeq and is a predicted model, not a curated record. Gene Ontology annotation, biological process: negative regulation of cyclin-dependent protein serine/threonine kinase activity. Gene Ontology annotation, cellular component: nucleus.